This is a messenger RNA of Phoenix dactylifera (date palm), 2197 nucleotides long. Its product is annotated as L-type lectin-domain containing receptor kinase IX.1-like. The record is from RefSeq and is a predicted model, not a curated record. NCBI's taxonomy places the organism in Eukaryota, Viridiplantae, Streptophyta, Magnoliopsida, Arecales, Arecaceae. Gene Ontology annotation, molecular function: ATP binding; carbohydrate binding; protein kinase activity. Gene Ontology annotation, biological process: protein phosphorylation.
GCAAUUGGACCAGUUCAAAAACUUUGUCAGCUAAUUGCUUCCUCCUGCCUCAUCCCUUAUCUCCAUGCUUCAUUCUCACAUGAAAACUUGCCAAUGAUCUUUGCUAACCUUCCAGGCAUGGUUCCCUCCAGUUCAAGAAUUUUCUCCACCCUAAUCUUCUUGUCCAUCUUGGUUCCCUCUGCAAGCUCACUUGCCUUCAACUUCUCCAGUUUCGAUCAGAACACGCCGCAGAGGAUCGACUUCCAGGGCGAUGCAUUCCUCAACAAGGAGAUCAGGCUCACCAAGAACGAGCUUGGCACACGAAUCACCAACAGCGUUGGCAGAGCGGUGUACAAGGAGCCGCUCCUCCUUUGGGACUCCGGCACCGGAGAGUUGACCGACUUCAUCACCCAUUUUUCUUUCGUCAUCGACUCCUUCAACAAAUCAAACUAUGGCGAUGGACUAGCUUUCUUCCUCUCGCCAUACCCUUCCAGCAUCCCUGACAAUUCCUCCGGUGCCUACCUCGGCCUCUUCAGCGAGCAUCCAGCUCCGAACACGUCGCCGAAUCGCACCUUGGCCGUCGAGUUUGACAGCUAUCAGAAUGCUUGGGAUCCAAGCGAGAAUCACAUCGGAAUCGACAUCGAUUCGAUCAAAUCUAAUGACACCGUGGUCUGGAACAGCAGCAUCAAGGAUGGUAGAACGGCGAAUGCAUGGGUCAGUUACACUGCUAGCACUCAAAACUUGAGCGUCUUCUUAACCUAUGCUGCAAAUCCGGUUUUUGGCGGGAAUUCGAGCCUCUCUUACAUCGUCGAUCUAAGGAAAAUCCUGCCGGAGAAGGUGGCCAUCGGCUUCUCAGCCGCGACAGGCGAUGCGGUCGAGAUCCACAACCUCCUAUCCUGGGAUUUCAGCUCAACUCUGGAGCCCAGAAAGAAAAGCCGUACUGGACUGGUGGUGGGGUUGGCUUCUGGCGUGGCAGCGUUGGUAGCUCUGUUGCUAUUGGCUUGUGUAAUUUUGUGGAGGAAGAAGGCGAGAAGAGGGAGAGAUGAGGAGGACAUGGAUUACGAUGAGAGCAUCGAUGAUGAGUUUGAGCAAGGCAGGGGGCCACGGAGGUUUCCUUACAGUGAAUUGGUCAGGGCGACCAAGAAUUUCUCCGAGGAGGGGAAGCUUGGAGAGGGAGGAUUUGGAGCUGUCUACAAAGGCUUCUUGGGUGACCCAAAACUAGAUGUGGCUAUCAAGAGGGUCUCAAAAGGUUCAAAGCAGGGGCGAAAGGAGUAUGUCUCGGAGGUUAAGAUUAUCAGCCGGCUGAGGCACCGGCACCUGGUGCAACUCGUUGGCUGGUGCCAUGGUCGAGGUGAAUUCUUGCUGGUUUAUGAGUUCAUGCCCAACGGAAGCCUCGAUCAACAUCUAUAUAGCACGGAACGGAUCCUUACUUGGCCGAUGAGGUACAAGAUUGCACUUGGCUUGGCCUCGGCGCUGCUCUAUCUUCAUGAAGAAUGGGAGCAAUGCGUGGUGCAUCGGGACGUCAAACCAAGCAAUGUGAUGCUAGAUUCCACGUUCAGUGCCAAACUCGGUGAUUUCGGGCUGGCGAGGCUCGUCGACCAUGAUCGUGGCUCGCAGACAACGGUCCUGGCUGGGACCAUGGGAUACUUGGCACCUGAAUGUGUCACCACCGGCAAAGCUAGCAAGGAGUCUGAUGUCUAUAGCUUUGGAGUAGUUGCAUUGGAAAUUGCCUGCGGUCGAAGGCCGGUGGAGCCUUGGGAGAAACUAAGCAAGGUAAGAUUAGUUGAAUGGGUUUGGGAGCUUUAUGGGAGGAAGACCGCUCUCGAAGCAGCUGAUGAGAGACUUACUGGCGAGUUCGAUGAGCAACAAAUUGAGCGCUUGAUGAUUGUUGGGCUAUGGUGUGCGCAUCCAGAUUAUAAUCUAAGGCCAUCAAUUAGGCAGGCGAUUAGUGUGUUGAACUCUGAAGCUCCUCUGCCUGAUCUUCCUCCGAAAAUGCCCGUGCCGAUGUACUAUGCACCUCCGAUGGACAUGUGCCGAUUUACAUUUACAGCAUCAGUUGAAACUUCGACUGGUAUGAAUUCUACAUCAAGUGGCGGCACCACAAAUUCUUCCAACUCAACCUUGUCUCAGAGUUCAUCUUCCACAUCUUCGUUAUUGAAAUCACAUAAAUCUGAUAUGUAACACAGCAUCAUGCAGUUCAAAAUAACAUAUUACUUUA